AUGCAAAAAGUGCAUCGAGCUCUGCGUGUGGAUGGCAUGCUUCGCGUUGCUCUGCGUGCACAAGAAGACGCGGAUUCGAACUCUGGCACCGACGAUGCUGCGUGGCUAUUACGAGCGUUAGGCAAGAAGAAAAAGAAGAAAAGCAAGAAUGCAGCGGAGACCAAUGCAGUCAGAGCCUCGGGAACCGAAACAUCGGCGAAGAAGACGCAGCAGAAAGUAGAAAAUGAGCGAAAAGUGGGCGUCAUUGGGCUCUCCAUGUCCGUGCAGGAACGUCAGCAGUUGUGGCGCAAUGGGUCGACCAAGAAGCCUCUGGAUGAAGCUGCAGAGCAUACCAAACAGCAGGAACGAGAACGCCAGGAAACAGGCUUUGACCGGGUCUUCCAAGAAGUCUUCGGCAAGGAUCAAGUGGGACAGAAAGGAGCGGACGAGGAAGAGAUGGACAGCAUCCUUGGCGCUGCUAAGGCGUCCUCUCUGGGACUCUCUACUACGACAGCGUCGUUGAUGGCUACCAAUGACGGCAACGCGAAGGAAACUACAGAAACAGGGAAACGCAGAGCUCCAGACGACGUAGAAGAAAACUCUUGGGGCUUUGCUUCGACUGAGAACAGUGCACUAAGUCUCGAUGACUUUGACGCUGAAGAAGACAGUAACAAUGUGGAUUCUGGUGCCUUUAAAGCUGGAAACGCUGCAGGAUUUGAGCGAUGGAAGGCCGAGGACGCACAGAGAGCUGUGAGUGACAAUUUUGUCAAGUUAAACAUGCGCAAGCGCUUCAAAGGAAGUUCUGGACGUGCCAAGAAGCGUCCAGCUUAUCUGCGAGCUCGGAAUGAGAACUCACUGGACGAAGCUACUGGCGAGAAGUCGACAGGAAUCGCGCCAGUUGUCGAUGCCAAUGGCAGUCAACAACGCAAGCUGGACAAGUCUUUGCUGGCUGACGACGGAGUGGACUUCAUUGAGGAAUGUCUGGAGGCGUUGGCCAAGGCGGAGAAGGCGCAUGAGCUCACUAAUCAGGCAACUGACUCGAAGUCCCCUAAGCAGGGAUUGGAACCCCCGAGAUGUCAUCAUGCGCUGGUCUGUCCGAGACGCAUGUUGUGGCGGUCAACUCGAGAUUGGCUCGAACGUCAUCUCGACUUGAAGGCAGCUACCAUCGAGACGUUCCUGACGCUGCUGGCACUGGAGACACAGCGAGAACGAGCUGUCAAGGAAGACAGGACAGGCCUACGUGUCACGCUGCAGCCUCAGAGUAUGAGUCGAUGCACGCUGCAGCUACUGGACUCACAGGCGAAGAAAUUGGCGCCUCGCUCAUGUGUGAAGAUGUUGCUGGACGCUGCGCAACGCAAGGAGCUGCCUCAUGGUCAUGUUUCACAUCGCAAGGACGGGUACUUGAGCUCCUGGACUGUAGACUUUCACUUGCACGAGACAGCGCAGUGGUACGCGCGUGUUGGCGGCAAGAAAGAAGGCUCUGCAACGCCUUUGGCGACUUUAGAUGCGCAACAGGAGGGAGAGACGAACGCUGCUGCGGUGGCUGCAGCAACCAACGAACGGCGGAUGCUACAGGAGCUGCGAGCUGCGCAACAGACUGGCCAGAUCCAGCGCCUGACGCUGUCGCAGCCAGCGUUCCAGCUGCAGCUGAGCUGGCGAGUCGACGAGACCGAAGAGAUGAAGACCGAGGCUGCGGAACGAUGGACCGCCAGUCUGUACGCGAAGCACGAACACCUCGAGUCACGGCAGCUCGCUCGUCUUGCGCAGCUGUACAGUGCACUACACGCAGCUGCGCUGCCAGCGCCAUCUCCGUCCAGACCGCACGACGAGAAUGAAGAAGAUCUUGAGAGUAAGGCCCUCGCUCUGGAGACGAAACUCGUGCACUACUUCGAGGACGAAGAUAGUGACGAAGGAGAGGAAGACGAACGUUUACUACACAAGAUGCUACGUCCUCUUACCGCAUCUCUGAUCGAGGCAAUUGAGCGAGACACGAGCUCGCUGAUACAGCUGCGUCUUGGUGGGAAUCCGAUGGAGGAAAGUAGUGCCGAGGACAGAGAGGAGAUCAUGUGGACGAGCUAUGCGGUGGCCAAGGUGUUUCACGGGCUUACGACGCCGCAACUCCCGACACGACAGUGGCGCGACCACGUCUGCUGGCGUCGCUACUCCGACGUCGCCUUCGAGCGCAUCGUACAGAUUGCAAACAGAGUGUUAGUGGAGAAUCAAGCUACAGCAAGUAAGGAUUUAGCGUCUAUAGAAGAAUAA
Messenger RNA from Phytophthora infestans T30-4, 2241 nucleotides. RefSeq lists its product as uncharacterized. The coding region runs from base 1 to 2241 and encodes 746 amino acids. The record is from RefSeq and is a predicted model, not a curated record. Lineage: Eukaryota; Oomycota; Peronosporomycetes; Peronosporales; Peronosporaceae. The transcript is spliced from 3 exons.